Messenger RNA from Medioppia subpectinata, 447 nucleotides. Lineage: Eukaryota; Metazoa; Arthropoda; Arachnida; Sarcoptiformes; Oppiidae. The record is from the annotation of a GenBank genome assembly.
CAGUCGACUUGUGGGACGGGUUCGCGCGCCAGUGCUCUCAAAGUGAAAGUGCCCUCUGAUCUGGAAGGCGGCAGCUUUUUUCAGGUCAAAACACAAAAAGACAACGAAGUGAUUGGUGACGGGGAGGCGUCGAUACCCAUACCUCCUGUUUUGCAGUCCAAUGUGGACCUUCUUUGGCACCAAAAGCUGGAAAACGCGCAAAACGUUUUGUUCAACAAAGAGUUGUUCGCACAGUUGGCCCGCGAAGCCGUUCAGCUGCAGCUCCCGAUUCCCACCACUGUUAUCGGCAAUCAGAUAAUCGCGUCGCUCUUCCCUGGCGUCCAGUUGUCUAUAGUGUUGUGUCACACGACUAUCAAUGGAAAGAUCAAACACCAGAAGAACUCCUCUUUGGCCAUACCAUCGAAACAGGACUCACCGAAUAAACCGGUUUUGGAGCACUCACUGCAC